GGGAAGGUAAGGUAAGGUAAUUAUAGAUUUUAUAUCAUCUGGAUCAGUGAUUGUCAGCUGGUGGAUCGCGACACAAAAGUGGACCUCUUUUCAUUUCAGUGCGUCAUGGGUGUCGCUUUUAUUCUGAAGUGAAUUUUUUUUGUGCAGCAGGGUGUUGUGUCUUAAUCCUCCUUAAGGUGGUGACAACACUCAGUAGUGCUUUGUGAAACCCGCUUUCAUAAAAGAAGACCAACAAAAUUUGUUAGUAUAUUGUGGCGAUCUUGAGCGGCACAGGAAAUGGUCAGAGGCAUCUUCAGCUUGCUUUGAAGGAGUGCUCUUUAUUUUAAAGCCAGGAGCCAACAAGACUCUCUGCGAACACGGUACAGACAGACAGAAGCCUAGCAACAUAAAUUGCGUGGCCCCCCGCCUGCGCAUCCUGACAGGAAGAAGUUUGGACACCCCUGAUCUGAAGGAUGAACUCCACAAAUGGAGCACAUCUCUUUCCCACCGCUGACCCGCUUCGCCAUUUGCGGGGGCACCCAUGGCAAUGAGAUGACGGGGAUACACGUGGUGCGACAAAUGGAGAAAAACAAGGUAGUGGAGGUCGAGGAUGUGUCUGUAAUGACUGUGCUUUCCAAUCCGGAUGCUAUUAAAGUGUGUAGAAGGUACAUGGAGACAGAUCUCAAUCGUUGCUUCACAAGUGCUUUGCUAAGCGCCCCCUUAAAUGCCUCCUCGCCCCACGAGAUGAAGCGAGCUCACGAACUGAACGCUCUGCUUGGGCCCAAAGGAAGCCCAGACGCUGUGGACCUGCUGUGUGACCUCCACAACACUACCUCCAACAUGGGCCUCUGCUUCAUUCUUUUCAACUACGACUGGAUCGCGCUGCACAUUUGUAAAUAUGUGCAGAGUAAAAGCUCAUAUGGGACCAUAGCAGUUAUCCAGCUGGUUGUACCGGAUUCAGAGUCCUUCUCACUUGAAACUGUAGGCAAACAUGGCUUCUCGUUGGAGGUCGGUCCUCAACCCACUGGUGUAGUCAGAGCUGACAUAUACAACAUGGUGAUGGAAACAUUAGAUCUCAUCAUCGAAUGGCUUCAAAAAUUCAAUUCUGGAUGCACUUUUGAGGGUGGUGAAAUGGAGGCAUUCAACUGGACCAAGACCAUCGACUACCCAAGAGAUCCCACUACCCAUGAGAUCACGGCUGCUAUUCAUCCCCACCUACAGGACAACGACUUCAAGCUUCUCCAUCCAGGAGACCCCAUUUUCCAGUCAUUUACCGGGGAGACUAUAAAGCACGAGGGAGAGGCGGCCUAUCCAUUUUUUGUGAACGAAUGUGCCUACUACGAAAAGAAGAUUGCCUUCCAUUUAGCUCAGAAAGUAAGCAUUAGCAUCCCAUCCAUCAGCAUGCAGAAGGAAAACGCUUGAAACUGGAGUCACUUGUACACACAGUGUGUACAGUAAAUGCCUAAUGCAAUGACGGUGGUACACAAUGCAGGUAAAGCGGUUAUUUUCUUUGAGAAUUUCACAAACUUACACUGAUUUUUAUGUAACUUGCAUGUUUUCAUUGCAAAUGAACAUGAAUGAAGAUUAAAAUAUAUUACCCUGUGGC
Dunckerocampus dactyliophorus (ringed pipefish) is the source of this 1585-nucleotide messenger RNA. Its product is annotated as N-acyl-aromatic-L-amino acid amidohydrolase (carboxylate-forming) B-like. Gene Ontology annotation, molecular function: aminoacylase activity; hydrolase activity, acting on ester bonds. The record is from RefSeq and is a predicted model, not a curated record. The coding region runs from base 466 to 1401 and encodes 311 amino acids. The transcript has 8 exons. Lineage: Eukaryota; Metazoa; Chordata; Actinopteri; Syngnathiformes; Syngnathidae.